CAAAUGUUCGGCUAAAAGGGAGGAAAAUUUCAUUAAAAAAUGCCGUCUGUGAUGAAAAGUGAAUCAAAUCUCGCUGCAUUUACCUUUUUCGCGAAGAGUCUCGGCACGGGCGACAUUUGCGGGAGUAAUGGACUUCCCGUAUUACCGAAUUCCAUAUCAAUUAUGGGUCGUUCGCAGUAUUUGAAGACUUUGAGGCAUCCGAAUUUAUGUGAAUUUCUCGAAACGUUGCGAGGAAAGCACGAAAGGACCGUCGUUGUGUCGGAAUAUCAUGGACAGCCAUUGAACGAGUUAAAUCGAACACUUGUUGGCGAUGAUGUGAUGCGAGUUAUGUAUCAAGUAGUCAAUGCUUUAAAUUACAUGCAGGAACGAGAAUUAACUCAUAACAGCUUAGAACCGAACAAUAUUCUCAUCGAUUCUCAAAAUAAUGUGAAAUUAUUCAACUUUGGACUUUUUUAUAUGACAAAUUCCGGGAAAUAUGUUUCGUUUCCCGUUGGAAAUGUAAAAUACACUGCGCCAGAAAGGCUCUUGGGUGAUCGAAACAACAUCAAAGGAGACAUCUGGAGCAUUGGAAUGAUAAUAGCGGAACUCAUGUUGGGCGUUACCUUCUGGAAUAAUCUCAAAAUCUGUCAAAUCACACGAAAAAUCCUCAGUUUACUCAGCACGAACAACGUUUUGGAGAAAAUUGCACGAGAACAUGAAAGAUAUGACGAAUACUUGAAUUUAGAGCCUUCGGUUAAAGCGUUACUUGAAUCCUGCUUAAAUUUGAUGGUUGACAAACGUCCUUUGCCACGUCAAAUUUUGGAAAACGAAAUUUUCGCGGAAAAGGAAAAGUUUGAAGCAAAAUUUGAAACUCCCAAAUCACUUCUGAUGCGAUGUCCAUUGACGCUUGUUUAUUAUUUGUGGCAGCUGGCGGGAGGAGAUGUCUUGUCAGACCUCAAAAAAGCUGGAUUAAUAAAGAACGAAGCCCCAAUUUUGCUGAUGCCGAAUGCCGUUUUACUCGAUGGCAAGGAAGUUGCAUUGCCCAAAAGUCAAAAUCAUCUUUUCGAUCCGAAAAUAAUUUUUCUCAGCUUGAACAAUCUCAUGGAAAAAAUAUCAAAAAUACCGAAACGAGACUUUUUUCCGUUGAUUCACACACCAAAGUUUGGCUACAAGUUCGAUCCGGAGCAACAAAAGCUUCCGUUGGUAAUUCGCGAACGUGAUACAAUUUAUCAGUUUUAUCGCAUGAUGUUGAUGCAACGACUCAUCCAAGGGUAUCCCUAUACGAGAGAUAUGAUUUUGGAGCAGGCACGACAAUUUGACAUUCCGCCGCCGUUACGCGGCAAGAUCUGGAGUUGCAUUUUGGGCGUUAUUAAAACGGGAAAAUACGAUUGGCUCGAUAAGGAAACCGCUACCUCGACAGAUCGCCAAAUUGAAGUUGAUAUUCCGCGAUGUCAUCAAUACGAUGAGUUACUUUCCUCGCCGCAUGGGCAUUUAAAGUUGAAGCGAUUGCUUAAAGCUUGGGUUGUCUCGCAUCCGCAAUAUGUCUAUUGGCAGGGACUUGAUAGCUUAACUGCUGUUUUUUUACAUUUGAAUUUCAAUGAUGAGGAAGUCGCUUACGAGAGUUUAUGCAAAUUCAUUGCCAAAUAUCUGCAUUGGUUCUUUUUGAAAGACAACUCGGCGAUUAUCAAAGAGUGUCUUGCGAAAUUCUCGCAACUCACGGCGUUUCAUGAACCUGCAUUGGCGAAACAUUUAUCGAGUAUCAACUUCAUUCCAGAACUUUUUGCAAUUCCAUGGUUUCUUACGAUGUUCUCGCAUGUCUUUCCUCUCCACAAAGUAAUGCAUUUGUGGGACAAAUUAUUGUUAGGAGACCAUUCAUAUCCUCUCUUCAUUGGUAUCGCCAUUUUACGACAACUGAAAUCAACUCUCUUGCAAUCGGGUUUCAACGAGUGCAUCUUGCUCUUUAGCGACUUGCCAGACAUCGUGAUCGAGAACUGCGUUACUGAAUCUCAAAAGAUGUACGAAUCUACUCCCAAAAGUAUCUGUUAUCGCAAGUACGUGGAAAAGUUCGGCGAUCCCCAUAUCUUGGACAUUGCGAAUCUCGAGUUGUCUGACAUUCAGAAGGAAGUAGCUCCAAGAAUUAGUGCGAAUGAUUUACUUGCAUUAAUGCCGGAUAAAGCUGUGAUUCUUGACAUUCGUAGCAAUCCGGAGUACAAUCGGCAACAUGUCCCAGAUAGUGUUAAUAUCCCCUUUUCACAAGUCAAGCUGGGCGAAAUGGAUCUUGCGUCGUUAGAUGUUCCGGAUUUGGCAAAGACAAUUGCUGGCAAAGUUGUCGUCGUUGUGAGUGCCGUACAUGAGAACGCCAUUUUGUUCUCCAAGUAUCUCGUCGAUUUGGGCGUCAGUCAAGUGUGCAUCCUUCAUCGGGGAUUCCAGAUCUUGCAUAAUAUAUCUCCUUCUAUUCUAGUCUCUUGUUAAUCUUUUGUUAUAAAUUUAUUAUUUACUCUUAUUAUUAUUAUGAAAAAAAU
Messenger RNA from Culicoides brevitarsis, 2501 nucleotides. Its product is annotated as TBC domain-containing protein kinase-like protein. NCBI's taxonomy places the organism in Eukaryota, Metazoa, Arthropoda, Insecta, Diptera, Ceratopogonidae. The transcript has 4 exons. Gene Ontology annotation, biological process: protein phosphorylation; activation of GTPase activity. Gene Ontology annotation, molecular function: protein kinase activity; GTPase activator activity; ATP binding. The record is from RefSeq and is a predicted model, not a curated record. The coding region runs from base 40 to 2451 and encodes 803 amino acids.